CUGUAUCUACUUCUCCUCUUCUCUGGUCCUUUUCUCAGUGGCCCCAUGUGGGCUUAUAUCUUGGCCCAUGAGGAUGCUGUUCCCCUCUGGAGAUCGCUGAUGGGACCCACCAAAGUAUUCCGAGCCCGAAACUGCGUCCCGGACUCCAUCCGAGGAGCUUAUGGCCUCACUGACACCAGGAACACCACGCACGGCUCAGAUUCACGAGCUUCAGCCAGCAGAGAAAUUGCCUUUUUCUUCCCAGAGUUCAAUGAGCAGCUCUGGUACCAGCAGGAAGAGCCACGUCUGCGCUGCGGGCGGGUGUGCUACAACGCGGAGGAGCGCGUCCACUGCGUGCCCGGGGAUGAAGAAGCAGAGCUGCCCUGA
Molecule: messenger RNA, 366 nt
Organism: Mesitornis unicolor (brown roatelo)
Lineage: Eukaryota; Metazoa; Chordata; Aves; Mesitornithiformes; Mesitornithidae
Product: nucleoside diphosphate kinase 6-like
Exons: 2
Biological process (GO): CTP biosynthetic process; GTP biosynthetic process; UTP biosynthetic process
Molecular function (GO): nucleoside diphosphate kinase activity
Source: RefSeq, a predicted model, not a curated record